Molecule: messenger RNA, 864 nt
Organism: Plasmodium malariae
Lineage: Eukaryota; Apicomplexa; Aconoidasida; Haemosporida; Plasmodiidae
Product: fam-l protein
Exons: 2
Coding region: 1-864 (287 amino acids)
Source: RefSeq, a predicted model, not a curated record
AUGGAAAAAAAUUUUACGUCACUCUUAUUAAUUAAUGUUACUUUUUUUAUAUUUUUAACUUGUAUAUUCUAUUUCAGAAAUGAUGUGAGUAUAUUUAACAAAUCAUUAGAUGGAAAACACAAUGUAAAUAGAAAAUUAGGUUUAAGAACUAAUAGAUUAUUAGAAAGAUAUAAGCAUCAUAAAAAUUCAAGUAUGAUAGGGUUAAAAAAUAUUCCAUAUAAUGAAGGAACAAAAAAAAAGGAUACAUUUAUUGAGGAAUGGUCAAAAACAGGGAAAAAAAAUUCAAAUAUAGGUUUAUCCAAUUAUGAAAAUCACCAUAAACAAGCUGAAAAAAAUAAAUCUAUUAUAUUUGAAACAAAAAAAUACUCUCAUCUUGAAAAAAAAAUAUUCAAAGAAUUGGAUUAUUUAAGUUUUCUUAAAAACAACAGGACAAUCAAUGAUAAAGUCUACCAAAAAAUAAUGCGUAGAAAAUUCCGAUUACGAAUUUUUAUACCUCUAAUAUUGUUAAUGUUGUUUUCAAUAUUUAUCUUAGAUAUUUUUUGCAAUUGUGGGCUUAAAUGGGGAUUGAUUAGAUUAGUGACUUUGUGUCAUGGAAAGGGUUGGUAUGGCCCUUUACACAAAUUUUUGGAAAAAUCCGAGUUAAAUUGGUUAUUCAAAUCUACGAAGGAAAUAGAAAAAAUGAUGUUAAAGUGUGAGAAAGGUAAAUCAAUUCCAGUAAAAGGACAUGUUUAUGUAGAGAGUUUUUUUGGUUAUAUUGUUUAUAUAGUACCAUUAUUAAUAUUAGGUAUCACAAUUAUAUUAGGGCUUUUUUACUACCAUAAAAAAGUUAAGAAAUAUCAAAAAAUAAAAUUUAGGAAAAGAUAA